AAAUUAAAUCAUGCACCCACACUCUGGACCCCGCUUGGGAAGAAUCAAUCUUCGGACGGACUCUCUGCCUGAAAAGCUAUAAGGAACGCCCAACACAAUAGCGCUUUUUGUUCCCCCCCUCCGAGUCUCUUUUGUUUCCUGCUUUAGGGAGCUUCCCAACUACUACCGUGCUACUGUAUCCAUAUCACUAUAGACUAUGCCUGCCGUCCGUCUUUCGCACCGUCGACGGUCAUCCUUAGCCAUUACGGCUCUCCAUCCUAUCAAGGCAGGCAUCUACGGAAUCAACACAACGACUCCUUCACCACGAUCAGUUACAUUCGCACCUAAUGUCACACCAGUCACUUUUACCGAGACUGACGAGUCUUUAUCAUCGCCUACGCCAGAGCCGUCGUCUCCUACUACGCAGCUUUUCCCUCCUUCAGAGCUGCCCCCGACCACGACGAAGAGACGGGUACCUCCUGGCAAGCGCCGGUCGCUAGGGUACAUCCCACGUCCCCCGAAUGCGUUCAUGUUGUUCCGGGCGGACUUUGUGCGCCAGAAGCACGUUCCAGGGUCAAUCGAGACUAACCACGGUUCACUCUCGAAGAUCAUCGGAAAUUGCUGGAGAGCGCUUCCUCUUGAGGAAAAGCGAGUUUGGGAAAUCAAAGCCAAACACGCCAAAGCUGAGCACAAGGCGCGGUACCCUGAGUACCGUUUCCGCCCAGUCCAUAACAAGAACAAGGAGAAGAAAAAGGAAAAGGCUGCUCCCACUGCUGAGGACGAGCGCCGCUGUGAAGAGGUUGCUCAGCUCCUCCUUGAUGGAAUGAAGGGCGAGGAGCUCGCCGCUGCUAUUCGCCAGCUCGACGAAAAUAAAGUGUAUGCCCCUGCCCCCAUCUAUCAUCAUAGGCGAUCCUCUUCCGUACCGCUUCCGGAUUCGCGGUUCAAUGCGACUGGCAUUACCAUCCCGACGCUGCCUUUCUUCGCAGGCUCGCGUCCUGGGUCUCCUGUUGGAAAUAUCUCCCGCUCCGCUCGCUUCAUCCUGGGUCAGCGCAGAGCUUCGAGUGCUCAACCGGCUAUCCCCCGCUCUUGGGGCAUCGCUACACCUGCCUCCCUGCAGCGCGAUGAGUCUCCCCUCCCAGAGGCGGACACCAGCUUAUUUGAGCCAUCGUUCUUUAACUCGAACUUCUCUAGCCAAGCCACACACCCAGAUUUCGCAUUCAACUUCAACGAGAUGAUCUCCACUUUUACUCCGCAUGCAUCUCAGGACUUUGGUGGCAUUGCUCCCUUGGACCCAAUUCACGACCUAUCGAUCGACAUCAAUGCCAUGACAUUCGACCCGAAUGAUCCCUCAACCUGGAUGCCGACUGAGUACAACAACUCCCAGUCUGCAUCUUCAUCCCCAUACACCGGGUCCCCUGCACACUCCGACAUGUCUCUCCCGCUAGUCGCACCUCAGCCGCAGUACGUAGGUUCCCAAUUCGAGCAAUGGCAGGAUAUCUCUUCCCAGCAAUACAAUGUUCCUGCCAAGGGUUUGGACUGCUUGUUAGGCCCUGGUGAACAACAGAUCGCAGAGCCCCAACUCUCUUGCUACUCGACUGGCAUCGAGGGUUUGUUCCCACCGUUCGGCGUCAUGGAUACCCCCUCCAUCAUGGGUUUUGAAUACAACUCGUAUUGAUCAUCUCGACUCCACAUCUUUCUAUCUCCAUUUCCACGAUCUAUCACUUGUAUGUAUAGCUAUUUUUUUUAAUGGUUUCGGACUUCCUGCCUCCGAGCCGUUUUUCUCGCUGUUUUUAUAUGACCCUUACUUGCACGGUAUCGUUGACUUGUAGCUUUAUCACCUGCUGUGUUGGAUUGGAUCGCACCCCUUGUAGCCAUAUCGUUUCUGUUGUCUUGUGUGCCUGUCGUAAAUGAGCAAUAUUAUUAUACCCGUUGAACCUGA
Molecule: messenger RNA, 1918 nt
Organism: Suillus paluster
Lineage: Eukaryota; Fungi; Basidiomycota; Agaricomycetes; Boletales; Suillaceae
Exons: 4
Coding region: 197-1654 (485 amino acids)
Biological process (GO): regulation of transcription by RNA polymerase II
Cellular component (GO): nucleus
Molecular function (GO): RNA polymerase II cis-regulatory region sequence-specific DNA binding; DNA-binding transcription factor activity, RNA polymerase II-specific
Source: RefSeq, a predicted model, not a curated record